This is a messenger RNA of Amphiprion ocellaris (clown anemonefish), 8135 nucleotides long. RefSeq names its product fibronectin leucine rich transmembrane protein 2 (gene flrt2). Gene Ontology annotation, molecular function: protein binding. Lineage: Eukaryota; Metazoa; Chordata; Actinopteri; Pomacentridae. Bases 917 to 2899 code for a protein of 660 amino acids. The transcript has 2 exons. The record is from RefSeq and is a predicted model, not a curated record.
UUGAGCUUCCACCUCCGUCCCUCCCUCCCCCCCGAGCCGAACGGCGCAGCCACCGGGACGGACGCAGCUGGUCCCCGCGUCAUGGCCCGCGGCGGAUCAGGCGGCGGACACUUCGGCGAGCGCGUCCUCCCCGUUCGGGCAGCAGAGUGUGGAAGAGGAGAAGUGCCUGCCGCCGCUUCCUUCGCUCCUUACGCGCCGCAGGCGGUGUUGAGUUAAAGCGGAGGGGAAACGCACACGGUAAAACAAAAUUUACAAAAAAAGAAAAGAGGAAAAAAAGUGCGGACGGACAGAAACCGAGUGGAAGGACCCAUGCAGCCGAAUAUGCCGUUCCGUGGACUCUCCGGGCUGCUGAUCGGAACGCACCGAGCAGAGCUUUACGCACGGUCGUACAGCGGGACCGCAUGAAGGACGGAGGCGGAAAGAAAAGGGGAAAAGUUGAAUGCGGUAGCGGGGUUUGCGAUGGACAAAGGCUCGCCAAAGGUCUGUGGAUCCAAAUGUCACCCCCCCUGGACUCUGCCCUGGUCGGGGACCAGCAGUGUGUGACGGACAGGCGAGUGGAGCCUGCGGUGGCUCUCUUACUGCGUGGCUUCAAAUUGGCCCUGGCUGAGCUCUGCAUGGAGCAGCGAGUGAAGAGUCCUGCUAUGGUCUGAUGUCUCAGCAUGGAUGGAGUCAGUCAGAGGACUGGCCACCACUAAUGAGACCAUCGCUCUUCAGCUGAGGACUAGCAUUUACAGGAUUACUCCCACGGUUUCCUGCUCUUUCCCCAGCUAACUGCAUCAUUACCAAACUGUCCUAGGUGGACUUUUCGUGGCUCUGGUUUUUGGUGGAAUAUAUACGUCAUUGCCUUUCUGAUUUUCAGAUUUGUUUUUGGUUUUUUUUAUUGUUGGUUUCCAUUUUCCUGUUUUGUUUUUCCACUAUGGAGUUUCUGGCUGGACCCUGGAAUAAAGAUUGGGCUUCAUUCCUGCAGUUUUGGUUGACUGUCAUCCUGAGCCUCCAAAUGCAAUUCAGCCCGGGUGCCUCUUGCCCGGAGGAGUGUCGUUGUGACAAAUCGUUUGUGUACUGCAACGAACGCAGCCUGACAUCAGUGCCUCUGGGGAUGCAGGAGGGCUACAAGGUCCUCUACCUACACAACAACCAGAUCAACAAUGCUGGCUUCCCUGUGGAACUUCACAAUCUGGCCUCCGUGGAGACUGUGGUUCUCUAUGGCAACCAGCUGGAUGAAUUCCCCGUCAAUCUGCCCAAAAACACCAGGGUCCUGCAUCUCCAGGAGAACAAUAUCCAGACGAUCUCCAGGGCAGCCCUGGCCCAGCUGACUCAGCUGGAGGAGCUUCACCUGGAUGAUAACUCCAUCUCCACCGUGGGGGUGGAAGAAGGGGCCUUUAGGGAGGCGGUCAGCCUCAAACUCCUCUUCCUCACCAAGAACCACUUAAGCAGCGUUCCCAUUGGCCUUCCUGAGGACCUGAAGGAGCUGCGGUUGGAUGAGAACCGCAUUGCUGUCAUUGCAGAGGAGGCUUUCCAGAAUGUGACACGCCUGCAGCGCCUCCUGCUGGACGGGAACCUGCUGACGGACGAGGGCAUCGCUCCAGGUACCUUCCAGGACCUGGCCACCCUCCGUGAGCUGGCCCUGGCCCGCAACUCGCUCACCUUCCCUCCUCCCCUCCUGCCCAGCCAGUCGCUGGUCAAACUCAGCCUGCAGGAGAACCAGAUCGACCAGAUCCCUGUGGCGGCCUUCGCUGGUCUGAACAGGCUGGAAAAGCUGGACAUUUCCAACAACCAGCUUCAGACGCUGACGCAGGGCGUGUUCGAUGGCCUGUCGAGCCUGAAGCACCUAAUAGUGCGAAACAACCCGUGGCGCUGCGACUGUGCUGUGAAGUGGGUGGUGGUGUGGCUCAAGUCUCUGCCCUCCUCCAUCAACGCCCGAGGGUUCGUGUGUUCCAGUCCGGAGAAGGUGCGUGGCAUGACAAUCAGAGAGCUCACGCUGGAUAUUAUCGAGUGUCCCGUUCAUCCCGACCAGCCUCCCUGGCCCACCCUCCGCUCCACACCCCCUCCCCCACCCACCACCACCCCUGUCACCACCAUGAUCUCCACCCUCAUCACCACAUCCGUCCCUUACUACUUCGACUCCCCCUCCCCUCCUUUACCUCCAAUCCAUAACAACCCCCCUGGGCCCCUGCCUCCUUACGAGGACCCCCUUCAGAUCUCCUUCCAUGUGGUGAACUCCACCAGCAUCGAGGUGAGCUGGGCUUCGUAUUUCACCGUCACAGCCUACAAGGUCACUUGGGUCAAAAGGGGCCAAAGCCAAAUAAACGAAGGGAUGCGGGAGAGGACGGUGAGCGGGGACCGGCGGCACGUCAGCCUCACCAACCUGGAGCCGCGCUCAGUGUAUCGGAUCUGCGUGCACGUUCUGGACACCCUUAACUCCUACAGGCCCGGAGAGGAUACCGUUUGCUCCGAGGCCAGGACCAAGGCCCCUGCGUCUACUAAGCCUCCUGGCAGAGAACAAGCUCCUCAGGACAGCAUCAACUCGACGCUGCUAAUGGCCGGGAUCAUAGGCGGUGCGGUUCUUAUCAUCCUGGUAACGCUGCUCGGCCUGUUCUGCUGGCACAUGCACAGGAAGAGCCGGUCGUCUUCGACCAAGUGGAAAUACAACCGCGGCAGGAGAAAAGACGACUACUGCGAGGCUGGGACCAAGAAGGAUAACUCCAUUCUGGAGAUGACUGAGACCAGUUUCCAGAUAGUGGCGCUGAACAAUGAGCAGCUGCUCAAGGGAGAUUUCCGCAUUCAGCCCAUCUACACGCCCAACGGGGGCAUUGGAUUUAGAGACUGUCACCUCAGCAACAACAGCAUAGCCUACUGCAAGAGCAGCAACGUGCCCAGUACAGAGUUCUGCCACACGUGAUGCAGCAGCACACAGUACAGCGGCAAUCACACACACUCACACACACACACACACACACACACACACACACACACACCAGAAACACUCGCAUAAAGACACACACAUACACCGUUUGUGUAGACAACAAAAAUAUAAAAAUUCUAGUGAAAUAUAACUGUACUAUAUAUAUUUCCAAGUUCUGUCUAUGAUGUAAUUUAUACUGUGGAUAAUAAUGUGGGAUUCUCUGCUAUCUUUUUUAUUCCUAGAAGAAGAGAUACAAGUGUUUCUUUUUUUAUAACCAGCAGGGUUUUGAAAGUUGUUUUAAUGGUCAGUACUGUACAUGAACAUGGAUGUGUACAAUCACGGCACCCUGGGUGUAGCUUCUGACAAAAACACUGUCAGCCUUGGAAAUGUUUGGGGGGGCGCUUCAGAGGGCUGGGAUACUUUGCUAACCACAGAAGCAAAAAUAUGGCCUUUUUUUUGCGCUUUGAAACCCCGCACACCCGCCCCGGUACAACAGAACAGCGGUAAAAGACAACACAGCACAGGGGAAAUCCAAACACUGCUGAUUAGAGCGCUGUGGAAAUAUAGCACUGGUGUUGUAAAAAAGAAUCGAAGUGCACUUUCUUAUUAAUGGUAGCAAGGCAGGAAAUGAGCGAUCACAUGUAGGGGAAUGUGGAAGGCCGUGAGGGGAGAAUGUCAUCGGUGCUGCUGAAAAGCCUUGGCUUGAGAUUUCCCAAAUAGUCACACUAAAAGUAUCUUUGUUCUGUUAGUUUACAGUGGAAUGAAGGUGGGAUUAGUCAGGAGACGCUGUUGGAAAAGAGAAAGGACGUGCUAUUUUCAGCAAAUUCAGUUAUUAACAUGAGCGUUAAAGCAACAAAGGGUGAUUGUGUCUAAUGAGGUGCUGAGACUUGCAGAUCCUUUUUGGAAAAUUUCUUCUUUUUUCCCCCCCUGUUUUGGCGAGUGAGGCCACAAGGGGGCAGUUUUCCUCACCUCUACAUGUGUGGGGCAGAGAAAGAGAGGGCAGAGUGAUCACUUUACCUCCACCGUUCCCCUGGAGCCCAUUACCCAGAUGACAUUACUCAUGCUCAAACAGCAUUGUGUGGAGUAUUCUUGCUCAUCGAGCUACUUAAUGAUGUGGAAUCAUUUAAAACUAACAGUGUUUUCCGCGUUUGGUGGCUAAAUGAUAUGGAUUUUCACCACUGUGGUCUGUUAUGGGAUGACGGUUCCUCCCUCUGUGUGUGAGUGUGUGUUUGUGAGAGAGAUGUGAUGGAUUUUCAGACAGCUCACACAUAAUUAUACACCCACUUAUUUCAUCCCGGUCCCGGCGUUCAUUAGACUUUCUGAUAAAUUAUGAAAUUACAACAAUAAGAUCGCGCCCCGCCCAUGAUUGCACCUCAUCAAACCUCUCGUCAUUUAUCCUUUUAUCCACGCUCACCAAACGGCCUAUUUCAUUCACGCUAUGCCCACCUGAACAAUGCACCUUCUGCAAGGAUGACUCUCGCUCAGUCUGCCCACAUUUUCCCUGUUUUCUGUCCCUGCCUGUGUCUGACUCCGGCUCUGAUCCCUGCAUGGGCUCAAUUAAAACAGUUUCCCUGCCCUUCAGCUCGUAGGCUGUGGUGGCAGCUCUUUGCAUGUGAGGUGCCAGUGAGAGGUCUUCAUUAUGCACCUCUUAAGAAGACUUUAUUUGACUUGACAUGAUUUUAUUUUGAGGGGCCGAGCUUAAAAGAACUCCCCCCCCUCCCUCCUUACCCUCCCUCUUCCCAUAAUCCUCAACCAAAAAAGGGAGAGAAAUAUGUAGACCUUAUUUUCACUUGGCUGCAUGAGGCUCCUGCUGGGUUUUUUAACUCUUUGCGAGGCUGCUCGAACACACUGUACACGGCAGACAAACUGGGCUUAAAGCAGAGCGAUUUUUCAAGGGCUCGUACUCGUGUUAUUCCAGAGUGUCGGGAUUAUCUCCGAGAGGAUUUACCUCAGCUGUCGGAGUAUCUUAAAAAGUAGCUGCACUUACUGUAUUUCCAGCAAUAGCUCAGAUCACGAUCACAUGGACUUUAAUUUGAGACGUCCCCGGCCUCGGUGCUUAAAACCCGUCUACCCAUUAACCAACACCAUCAAUGAACUGAAUCAUCUGUCUUAACGUGUCAUUUAGAGUCAUUUUAUGGGUUCAGAUUUUGUUUUCAUUAAGACUUAAUUGGAGUUUCAUGUUUCUAGAAGCAAUUUGGGAUCAUUUGAAAAGGCAAAAGGAAAUAUUUACAGUAGUAGUUUUAUGAGAGUUACCUGAGAUGAUUGAAAUCACUGUGCUGUCUGUGUGCUGAAAAUGAGGCCUAGCUUAGCAUAAAGACUGGAAACAGGAAAACAGCUUGUCUAGCUCUGUCCAAUGGAAAAAAAAAAAAACUUGAUAUGAAACCAGCAUGUCAUUUUUACACAUUAAUUUUGUGUAUGAAUUAAACAAAUAUGAUCUAAUGUGCUAAUUAGUGAGCUUUGGAGGUGCAGACUGGCUGUUUUCCUGCAUGUUUCCAGCAAAGCUAAACAGCUUUGGGCCAUAGAAUGUGCUGAACAAUGGACAUAGCAUUCAGGUACAAAAAAUGACUAAAACCAGCCAGUAGGCGGUGAAGCCUGGUUGUAUAGAAGUCUAUCUGAAAAUCACCUACUUCUCAUUUGAUUUGUUACCUCAGUAGACAUUUUCCAAAUAAAUUUAUGGUCUCAGUCGCUUGAUUCAAGUCUCCUUCAAUACAGCAUGAUGUUAGUUUUUAAAAUUAUGCUCCCAUAUGGAAUAAAACAGACAAAGCAUAGUGUGUUUUAAGGCUAGACAAGCGGCACUAUUGUAUGGGUAUGCAUAGUGUCAUUGAGUUUUCAUUCAGAUCUACCCCUCACUCGUCAUGAAAUUCCGGAUUCCAUAAAACCAAUGGAGAUCACUACGUCCGUCUUUUAUAUAGAGUCUCACCUGUAGCUUCAUAGUUACUAUACAGAAAUUGCUGAACGUUUUCUUUAGGUAGGAAAAAAAUCAUGUCAGUUUUAAAUUUUUACAUCAGUUUGGUGAUGUAAUCCAUUUUGCUAAUUAGUGAUCCUUUGAGGUGCUGGUAGGUUUGGACGUUCCUUUUUCCAGCUAAAUUAACCUGCCCUCAUCUAUAGACUGUAUAACAGAUGGACGUAGCCUUUGGGUGACUUGCAUGUUUUUUAACAGCCAGCAGGGGGCAUUUUCUCUGGUUGCAAAAGGAGAAAAUUAAUCUAUUUCUCAUGUGUUACCUCAGUGUUAGGGCUGCAACUAAUGAUUGUUUUCUCUUUCAAUCUAUUUUCUCAAUCGACUCAAUGUUUGGUUGAUAAAAUAUCAGAAAAUGGUGAAAAUUUGUGUCUUAAAAUGUCUUGUUCUGACCACAACCCAAAAAUAUUUAGUUUAUUUUGUAGACCUAAAUAUCAAAUAGUCAAUUAAUUGUUGCAGCUCCACUUGGUAAACAUUGUACUGAUGAAUUUAAAGACUCAGUCGCUAGUUUCAAGCAUUAUUUUGCCGGUUAUGAUUCCAUUUAGAGUAAAAUAAACAAUAAAACGUUAUGUUUCGGAGCAGGACUACCGUGUCCACAAGCUUUCCAUCCAAUCUAGCCAUCCGGUUGUAAAAAACAGUGACGUUGAAGGCAAAACAUCACGGUUGCAACGUCCAUCUUUUACAUACAGUCCAUGCUCUUAGCUGUAGCUUCUUAUUUACCACACAGACAUGACAAAUAAUGAAAAUGUAAAUUAAUAAGUUCACUUCUGCCGCCACCGCCGCCCACCAUCACCAGAUAACCUCCACUUCACCUCGACUUGUAUUCAUGAUGGGUUUGGAUGAUUUUAUGGGUUUGUUGAUAUCUUCUGUGGUUAUCAAAGCAUCUCCACUUUUUUAUUUCUACUAAUAUCCUCAUAUCAGCCACAUCCAGACCCCCGCCGUCCAUUGUUACGCACCUGCCCUGCCCUGCCCUGCCCUGCCCUGCCCUGCCCUGCCCUGCCCUGCCCUGCCCUGCCCUGCCCUGCCCUGCCCUGCCCUCAGAUCAACCCUACCGAGCGCCUCACCAACAGUUCAUGGCGUGGUUUCGCUUCAUGCUGCACCAGCUGACCAUAAUCCCACGCAGUAACACUUGAACAUGUACAACCCAUGCUGUUGUUUUUAUUUCUAGAUUUUAAAAGAAAGCCCUAUUUUAAGUCACUUGUGGAUCAAGCAAGUCAGGUCAAAGCAUUGCAACGUCUAGCAUCUCCCCUGUCUGUGAAUGUGUAACGGAGACAGAUACUUGCCUUACCUUUUAUGCAGGACUGAAUGAUUAGCUGGAGAGGGAGUUAAGUGGGAGGAAGAGAAAGCAGCAGAGAGGAUGAGACAUAAAAAGACGGCAACAAGAAUGCUGAACUGAAAGCACAUUUCUCUGAACCGACUGCAGCAACAACAACAGGAAGAGCGACACUAAGCGCGACACACAGUAGCUAACGAGAGACUCCGUAGUGCCAGAAAUGAAGCGGUGCAUGGCUAAUGAUUGAAGCAGACUGGGAAGGAGCUGCGCUGGUUGUUUUGCAGCUUAUAUUACUCUUAAUUUUGAUGAAAGAAGGCGGCUGCAGCGCCGUGACCAAUGGAAUUACACAAAACAUAUUACAGACUGCGAGCGUCGGUUUUAUUACUGUUUCAGGGUGCCGAGAAGUAAUUUCCCUUAAAGCUCAUUGAUUCGCGUUGAAAUAAUUAUGUUUAAUCACUGAGACAGACGGAACACGUGAAGCUGAAUAGGUUUAAAGUCACCUUUUCUUCCCGCAGGCUACAAGUAUCUAUUAGCCAGCGAUAUUCAUUCAAGAGUUUUUGCAUGUACUGUAUUUAGCUUUACAGCCUUUCAUUUUUGUCACACCAGGGUUUGGACUUUCAAAUCUUUUUCUUUUUUUUUCUUUUCCGAGAGGUGGUUAAGAAACAGUGUGAGUGACCACAUGCUAAGGUUUUCAUGUGGUUUAGUGGAAGCAGGCAGGAACUUUACAGUGCAUGUAAAAUGGCUAUGUUGGGAUACUUUGCCAUCCUGGCGUCUGGAUUCUCAUCGAGACACUGCAGUGUUACGCUAGCCAUCCACACCCAGACGUUUUCUUAGGAACCAAAGUUAAAAAUUUCUGUUCUCAUGAUGAAAUAUUGAUGUUGUUCCAUGUAUGUGCCUUGAGGUUGAACUUACAAUGUAAAGUCCUUGAAACCUUUAAAUGUUUUUGCACAAACUGUAAAUACUUAAGUGAAGCUUUUUGAAAAUAAAAGAGCCAUUGGAUUUGA